AUGGCUUCACUAGCAGCAGCUGCGGCGGCUGCAUUCUCUUUCGGGCUGAGAGGCGAAAGCAGAAUUCGAGAAUUCGAAGCACAAAAUUGUGUGAGAAUAAGAAGAAAUAGGCAUGGAAAUUUCAGGGUUUAUGCCGUGCAAGGUUCAAACAGCCGGCAAAAGGCCCCUCCGGGAGUUGAUACAAGAAUUCAUUGGGAGAAUGAGAAUGAGGGUUGGUUAGGGGAAAGUGAUUCGCAGUCGACGACACAGCAGUUCAAAGAUGAAGAGAAUCUUCUGAGAGAAAAAUUCUCGGAUUUACUCAACAGUUCAUCUGAUUCUCAUUACCAGUUCUUAGGAGUAGCUGCAAAUGCAGAUUUGGAAGAAAUAAAAGCUGCUUACCGAAGGCUAUCAAAGGAAUACCAUCCAGACACAACAGAACUUCCUCUGAAUACUGCAUCAGAAAAGUUCAUGAAAUUACGAAAAGUUUACGACGUUCUAAGCAAUGACGAGAAACGUAAGUUCUAUGACUGGUCACUAGCUCAAGAAGCGGCGAGUCGAGAAGCCCAGAAAAUGAGGAUGAAGCUUGAAGAUCCCUACAUGCAAGAUGUAGAGAAUUGGGAAUCUGUACCAGACAUGGUGGAUCGUUUGGGUGGAAGAAAUAUGGAGUUAAGCGAUCAGGCAAAGUCUGCUUUAACUUUUGAUAUUUUAGUUGUUAUUUUUUCAGUUUGUUGCAUUGUAUAUGUCGUUUUUUUCAAAGAACCAUACUGA
Fraxinus pennsylvanica is the source of this 747-nucleotide messenger RNA. The record is from the annotation of a GenBank genome assembly. Lineage: Eukaryota; Viridiplantae; Streptophyta; Magnoliopsida; Lamiales; Oleaceae.